AUGGCGUCGAAAUUGAAAUAUGAAAGUUUACCAGUUGGAUUAAAGAAAAUAUCUCGUCCUGUGAUCAGUUCGGACAUAAUGGGCAACCGAAAUGUGGAAAUCAGACCAGUUGGAGCAUGGGUCCAGCCAGCACCCACUGACAGAUAUUCAGAAAACCCUGAUGCCGUUACUGCGGCAGAAGAAAUAGAACAACAAAUGAAUGAUAUACAGAAACAGAAAGAGAGAAGAAUUCGACAAUUUCAUGAAGAUGUUAAAAAAAGAGUCAAAACAAUCGAAAGAUUAAAAAAACAGCAACAGAUGGAGCAAAAUAUUCAGGCCGUAGAAGAAGAGAGAAAUAUUUUACAACAAAGUGCAAUGAUUAAAAAUUACAAAAAUUCAAGAUCGAGUUCCCAGAGAAAAACUGGUACUUCAGUUCACAACACAGAGACUCAUUCUAUAUAUAGGUCAUCUAGUCAUAAACAUAGAAAAGGAUCAUCAAAGUCAAAAGAAGAUCACAUUCAAACCAAAGUUUUCACUGAUCAAACUAGUCAGAUUCAUCAAUAUACUAAUGAUGCCAGAAAGAAAUUAGGGUUAAAGAAAACUGAUGAUUAUAUUGAAGAAAAUGAUGCUGGUGCUCUUUCCUGGCAUAAACCAUUACAUUCAUUUGAAGAAGAUAAACAUCCAUUAGAUUGUCUAGGACUGACAAUUUUAACUCACGAUCACAAACAAAUACCAGAAAUAGACUGGGAGAGACAGAGUGUAGAAGAACCUGACACGGAUGAAUGUGAGGAUGACAGUUCAAAAACACGGCCCAAAAAAUCUGUUCAUUUUCAAGUUUCACCACGGGUAAAAGGUAACAGACUAAAAGUGAAACAUUCAGUUAAGAUACCUGCUAUAUAUAAUGGUGUAGAGGAAGAGGAAGAAAAGAAGAGAAAGAGAAGUCAACUAGCUCUGUAUAGAAAAUUAUUCAUGGAUAUAGAAAGAGAACAAGUUAAAGAAAAUCUGAGAAAAAGAGAUCACAAGAGAAAAAUACAACUAUUAAAGAAAGAAAAAGAACUGGAGAGAAAGGAAGAGGAAGAAGAGGCAUUACGAUUGGUUGAACCGAGGGAUCCAAUCACAGGAGAGACGAGAGCGGAAAUAUAUCUCCGAGAGAAAAUGGAGGAAUCUCAAAUUAAAGAGACAUUAGAACACCAUGAACAUCAGCGACAGAAAAUAAAAGAAACACAGAGAUAUUUGGAAGCUCUUCAACAUAAUAUACGAAUAAAGUUAGAAAAGAAAGGAAUAGUAUUACCACCUUUAUGUUGCUGUGCAGAGACUGCGUGGGACACGAAUCCUGAUACUUGUGCUAAUAACUGUAUCUUUUAUAAAAAUCCUAAAGCCUAUACAAAAGCUCUACAGUCAUUGUUAGUAUCUUGUCAGGUUGGAUAGUGGGAAUGAAAGUGACUGGAAAACAUUUUAAUUCAGCUAUCUGUAAACUGGAAUUGGUCAAGAAGUUUUUUAUUGACUGACAUGUCAUCCUAUAUCAUAACUGAUAUGGGUUUGAUUAGCUGAUGAAUUAAAACAACUUUUUAUUGCAUGUAUGUUGAAGGAUCCAGACAGAGUGCAUUUGAAGAGAAUCUUUGUUUUAUUUGUACAUGUUUGUUAAUAAAUUGUUGAUUUAUUCUC
This is a messenger RNA of Lottia gigantea (owl limpet), 1644 nucleotides long. RefSeq lists its product as hypothetical. The transcript has 10 exons. Lineage: Eukaryota; Metazoa; Mollusca; Gastropoda; Lottiidae. The coding region runs from base 1 to 1407 and encodes 468 amino acids. The record is from RefSeq and is a predicted model, not a curated record. Gene Ontology annotation, cellular component: centrosome.